Molecule: messenger RNA, 1924 nt
Organism: Triticum dicoccoides
Lineage: Eukaryota; Viridiplantae; Streptophyta; Magnoliopsida; Poales; Poaceae
Product: putative F-box/LRR-repeat/kelch-repeat protein At1g11620
Exons: 3
Coding region: 1-1161 (386 amino acids)
Molecular function (GO): protein binding
Source: RefSeq, a predicted model, not a curated record
AUGGCUCCCCGCCGCCGCAGCACCUCUCCGCCGCCUGCCUCUCUCCCAGACGACGACGACAUCCUCCGGGAGAUCCUCCUCCGCCUCCCGCCGCGGCCGUCCUCCCUCCCCCGGGCCUCCCUCGUCUGCAAGCGUUGGCGCAGCCUCGUCGCCGAUCCCCAAUUCCGACGCCGCUUCGGCGACCACCACGGCAAGCCCCCUCUCCUUGGCUUCUUCCUCGAGGACUAUCCGUCCUCUCAGUUUGUUCCAAUACUGGAUCGACCAGAUCGCAUCCCCGGCGCUCGCUUCUCCAUGACUCUCAACAAGGGCAACCGCAUCGUCGACUGCCGCCACGGCCUCGUCCUUUUCAUCCGCCGUCGCCCGCGGCGCCGCCUACUUGUGUGGGACCCCGUCGCCCGCGAACAGCGCCGGCUCAUCGUCCCACGAGAGCUGGACAACGACCUGCUCAUGUUCAACGGGGCCGUGCUUCGCCCUGCCAGCGGCCAUGGCCAUUACCAGGUGGCCCUGAUAGCCCAUGACAGACUUAGUAAUCAUACAAGAAUUUUCGCAUGCCUUUACUCAUCGGAGACCGGGAUAUGGAGCAAAAUCAAUUCACUGCAGCUGCAAUCGUUUAUGGCCACGCCAGAACCCAGUACUUUGAUUGGGAAUUCCUUUUGUUGGUUACUUAAGGUUCAUCCUGACCUUCAACAUGUCAUACUUGAGUUUGAUCUGGAUAGGCAGAGCCUAACUGUGAUAGACCUGCCACUACAAGUAAAAGCUCGCCCUUUCAAGUUAAGGAUUGUGCCGACCGAAGAUGGUGGGCUUGGCAUUAUCCAUCUCUCAACAUUUCACAGCCAAAUAUGGAAGAGAGAGCCUGGUUCUGUAUGGGUGCACGACAGAGCUAUUGAAUUCGAGGAGCUCAGAUCAGCUUGUAAGGGAGACCGAUACCCCCUCAUAGUGGGGUUUUCCGAGGACAGUAAUGCAAUCCUUUUACAGACGAAUUCUGGUGUUUUCAUGGUCUAUCUCCGGUCCAUGGAGUUUAAGAAAAUUUCCAAUAUGGGGAACUUCCAUCUCCAUUAUCCAUUUGCAUGCUUCUAUCCUGGAGGGACUGGCAUUGGUGAUGGACAUGGUGGAGAUGACGUGUUAGAAGAUGUGAAAUGGUUGUUUGUUGAGACAUGCUAGUAUGAUGUGAUGACUGAAGGUAUGGCUAAGUUGGAGGAAUGGCUUAUCGGUGUAGGUUCUUCUAUUUUUGUGUUUUCUGGUGUUGUGGCCAGUGAUGGUCCAUUCCAUCUGAAAACUGAUCCGUUGUAGUACGUACUUAUCAUCAAGUGUGAAGUACACUUGCAUGAGCGAACUGUUUAACUUGUUAGCUCCCACUAUAUAUUUCUUCAGUAGCCUCUGUAGGCAGUGAGAAAAUUGGCAGUUCGGCACAGUGGGUCUGUGCCUUGUAGUUGAGUAAGACUUUCAGUGGUUCUGCAGCCAAGCAGCCUCACCUCUUAGUUUGAUGGGUUGGUGUUCAACUAGUCUCCAGUGGGUCGCUCAUGCUGGAAACACCAGAAUUCAGAGGCUAGCUUCCAUCUCUGCCUAGCAACUACUCCAGUCCAGCAAUGAUGGUCAUUUCCCGGCUUCCAUUGUUAGACCUAAUCUGGUUGCCUUAUGCGUGUAAGUGAUCUGAUCUAGUUUAUCUUGCGCUUCUGUCCGUCAUAGUUAGCAGGGAUGCGGAGCAGUAUGAUGAUCUACUGCUGCUGCUGCUGCUGUUGGGGCUGUAGAAUUCUACAAGGUGAAACACCGAAACCACAAGUUUCGCUUUUGUACCGAAAUCAGGUUGUCGAGUUGGUUGUUCGUGAAUAACUACUGAUGGAACUCAAGGUGUAGUUUAGACGAGUUGAGCCAGACCAGAGCAGUGUGUCCUCCCGAAAUUGUUUUGUUUCCGUGCUGAACUGGA